This is a messenger RNA of Triplophysa rosa, 5956 nucleotides long. RefSeq lists its product as uncharacterized. Gene Ontology annotation, molecular function: aminoacyl-tRNA ligase activity; ATP binding; hydrolase activity. Gene Ontology annotation, biological process: tRNA aminoacylation for protein translation. The transcript has 4 exons. The record is from RefSeq and is a predicted model, not a curated record. Bases 861 to 5537 code for a protein of 1558 amino acids. Lineage: Eukaryota; Metazoa; Chordata; Actinopteri; Cypriniformes; Nemacheilidae.
CUACGGACCUCUGCUCCGUGUAGCGUGUGUUUUGUUUGUUAUAGUUUAAUUUCUUUUGGUAGAUGUAUGAUUUUUUUCUUUUAAUUGGUUUACGGUUAUUUGUUUUGUUUAGCUUCAAUUCUGUAUUUAUGAAGUGAUUUAUUUCCUUUUUACCUCCAGUCCAUGUUACGAUUUGGGAGGCAGUAAGUUACUUCUACCCUCGUUGCACGAGCUGGAAGUUUUUCUUUGUUUUUAUUAUUGGUUAUGUUGGAUUCUGUUAACGUAUAUUUUGUUACAUUUCUUAUUGUUAUAGGAGUCAAGGGCCAGGGCAGGGAGCUAGCCAGCCUUAGCCUGUAUGGUGGGUUUCCAGUCACCGAGUGCUGUGCAUUGCAAUUUAUUCCAUUUUGUGUGUGUGCAGUUAGACUUGUGCACAUGGUGUUGUGUGUGUGUGUGUGUGCUACAUAAACUCGAGGCUUGUUGCUGGCUACCUACCCCUGGUGACCUUGCGCUCCUUGAUGUGGGUGUUUGUAAGGGCAGUUUUAGAUCUACUGGCUGCUAACGUUACCCAACUUUCUUAAAUAUUUAUUUUUAUAUUGAAUAAAAUUUGUAUCUUUUUAUAUAUCCACGUCUUGUGUCCCUUGUUUAACCUAACGAACCUGUGUGCCUCUUGUGGGUAUUCAUUUCCCUGUUAACAGGGUGGCUUAGUCUGCUGCUAUUGUCGUGUCUGACCCUUUCCCCAUACCACUUCGUCACACUUAACUGGAAUCACUAGAUUCAGAUUACUGCCCUCUUGUUUGUUCACUGCAACAAAAACAUGUUACACUCAAGAUCUCAACACAUUCACUAGUCUUCAUAUACAGGACGUCUUUACUGCCUUGAGGAUGGAUCUACUAGAUUAUCCCAUUCCAGAACUGGACGCUACUCUGCAGGAAGCUAGCCGGGUGCUUCAGCUCACUUUAAAUCCAGAGCAGUACCAACACUAUAAAAAUGCCCUCCUACAACAGAGUGAUACUCUUCAAGAAGCCCAAGAACACCUGAAGGCACAGGCCUUUGGAUGUGAGAACUGGGUGACGGAGGAAUUCAAAAAGCGUCUGCUCUCCUGCUAUGAUCCCCUUCCCACUUCCACAGCUAUUCCUUCUGUCCUUCCCUCUUCUAAGCUAUUGGGGGAGUCUGCACAAAUAGAGCGGGCUACAGCUUUACUGUGGGCGGUUGCUAAGCUGUACAGUGAACCUUGCCUGGUGGAAGGGGAUGUGCCAACUGAGAGAACGCAGCAGUCACAGGUUUUUGCAGCUAAUCGUCUACCAGGCAAGAACCACGAUGAGCUAAAGAUAUACACAGACAGCCUUCAUGCCAUGUUGAUCUGUCGAGGUGGUAUAUUUCCCAUUCAAAUUUUACACCAAAAACGUUCAGGGGAACCAUUAUAUUCUUUAGGUCUCAAUGACAUCUACACCCAGUUGGUCCAUGCUGUGAGUCACCCAGCAUCAGGUCCUGAACAAGACCCAUCCAAUAUCUGUGGUCUGACAUCUCUCCAUCGCCAAGCUUGGCACGCUGUCAGAACGGACAUCUUAAAGGAAGGGGGUGAAGCAGCAGAAUCACUUAAAAUGAUGGAGACUGCACUUCUGGCUGUUUCCUUGGAGGACUACCCGGCACCAUCUGACCUUGCAGAUAUUCUCAAUGCUGUCCGCCUAGGGGAAAAAGAUCGACCAUGUUUCAGAUACUAUGACAAGGUGGUGAACUUGGUGGUUUUCCAAGAUGGCCAAGCGGGCAUGCUGUUUGAGCAUAGCGCCCUGGAUGGAAUGGUAGCUGGACUUUUAGUUGAACGUCUGUGGCAGCUGUCAGAAUCCCAAAACAAAAAAAUGAACACCCAGACCAAUGGGUCAGCUCCGCCCUCAAAUACCAAUUUUCUUCAUCCAACACCUUUGAAAAUCCCACUGGAAAACAUAACUUUACCAAAUAAGUCUCUUUCUAACGUUCCACAAGCAAGCCAGUCUGUCACGACUUUUGAAAUUGAAUCUUAUCCAGAUGUGUUCACCACUAUAAGAGGCCACCGAGGUUUAUAUGAUGCAUGGAUUAAUUUUACUCUGCAACUGUCCCUGAGGCAAACACUUGGGGAGGCUGCAACUAGCCAUAUCAUGGUCACACCCACUCACAUGCGUCACUUCAAACACGGCCGCUGUGAUCCCACAUACUCAACCACUGUGAGAUCUCGUCAGCUUGUUACAGCUUUGGCAUCCUGCAUUGGCCCAGAUGACAAUCACCGGUACACAAAUGACCUGUUCAGACUCUUUCAUCUAGCGUUUGUUGAGCACAAAAACCUCAUCAAAGCCACAAAACUUGGCCUUGGUGUUGGGCCUCAUCUGGCAGCCCUACGCAGAUUUAUGCCUCAAGACAGUGCACUGAAGAAAUUUCUUGAUCCUUUUGGAUGUCCAUCUAUUUACCUGACUGGAUCAGAUCUGAUGGAGGGAGUUGAGUGUGCUGUUGGCAAUGUGUAUGCUACAGACCAGCUGGCUGUCACAUACCUUGGCAGGAAGGACAGGGUUCGUCUUGUAUUGAAUGGAAAGGGUGUUUUUGCCAGUGUCUUGGGAAAUCUCAAAGAACGACUUGAGUUCAAUCUAAAGUUAGUAAUUCUCCUGGCGUUAAGAUACGCCAUUGCUGGGCAGAUGGGAGCCAUUGAGUGCCUCCUGCAAGACAAUGAAGAAAGAGAAGCAGACUCCACCCAUAAAAUCAAACAAGAUUUUACCUUGGUGAUCCAUGGUGGGGCAGGGGAGGAAAUGAUGCUGAAUCAAAAGGUUACUGAGGUCAUCGAAUUUGCCCUUCAAACAGCUCUAACUCUUGGAGCACAGGUACUUACUUCAGGAGGUAGCAGUCUGGAUGCAGUCCAAAGAAGUGUGGCUGCACUGGAGGACUGUUUCUUGUUCAAUGCUGGCAAGGGGUCCGUAUAUAACAGGGAUGGAGAGCAUGAAAUGGAAGCCACUAUUGUUGACGGACAUGGGAAGAACUCUGGAUCAGUGGCUUGUUUGCGAAAAGUGAAAAACCCAAUAAAAGCUGCCCGCUGCAUCAUGGAAAAAAGCAUGCACUCCCUAUUGACUGGACAAGGUGCUGAAGAGUUUUUAGACAGUCUUGGAGAUAAAGAUACAGCAUUGAAACCAGACUACUUUGACACUGAUAUAAGAUACAAAGAGCUGAUUAUUAAGUCAGGUGCUAGCAAAAAUAACCAUCCUCAAACAGUUGGUGCAGUUGCAUUGGAUAAGUCGGGCAAGUUAGCAGCAGCCACAUCCACCGGAGGUUUAGUUGGCAAAUGGAAAGGCAGAGUUGGUGACACAGCUAUAGUCGGAGCAGGGGUUUAUGCUGAUGAGAAACUUGCAGUGACAUGCUCAGGUGAUGGUGAUGCCUUCUUACGCCAAACAGUUGCUCAAAAAGUAGCUAGUUUAUACAACCUCAAGGGUUACAGUCUCAAACGGGCUUGUCAGGAAGUAAUCCAUGAUGAUCUGGAAGAAAAGUGUGCUGGAAUUAUUGCUGUAGACCAUCAGGGUGUAGCCAUUAUUGAAACCAACGCAGGGGUUAUGUUUGUUGCUUCAAUGGUCGAUGGCAUUCGUCGAAACGAGGUUUUGCAACCUAUGAAGAGCUUUUCGAACGUGAUUUGGGAAACUGGACAAUUGGUAGCUUACUUGCAGUCCAAUCCUUGGACCCCAGGAGCCACUGUUCUCACUCGUAAAACCCUAAAUGGACCCAGUAGCAUCUUCCAGUUAGCGCUACCUGACUACAUAUCGAUGUUACAGGGUGCAAAGACAGUUGCUAACCUUCUUCGUGAGAAACUUGCCGUGCACCGUUGUGCUCUUGUGGUCAUGCCAGAACCUGACAAGCCUGCUUGCAUUAAAGUUUUACCUCUCCAUGGACUGGACCCUAACUGGACUCCUCACUUAUCUGAGGAAAUAGAGUUCAAUUCUUAUGACCCUGGUUACUGCAGCUCCAAAAGUGGUCCACGCUGUGAAGAUACCAGUCUUGACCAAGUGCAGGCAAAAAUUCGCUCUCGGCUCCCGACACCCAAUGCACCAUCUAGCUUUGAUUUUCAAGGAGAGCCCUCUGAUACUGGCCUAUUCCCCCGCAUUAUACGUGGUGAAGAGCAGCAGUGGCGUGUCUGGGAAGACAACGAUCAUGUAGCAUUCCUUACUCCCUAUCCAAACACACCAGGCUUUACAGUUCUAGUGCCACGAAAACCACUGACAAGUGACAUCUUCAGUUUGGAUGACGGUGACUACACUGCCCUCAUUGUGGCAAUACGAAGGGUUGCUCAUAUUGUGCAAGAGGGAAUAAACGCCCGUGGGGUAGCUCUCAUAUUUGAAGGAUUUGAAAUCGACUAUGCUCAUGCCAAACUAAUUCCACUAGUUUCUCAGCCCAAAUGCCUAACGCCACGGGAUGUGGCUCCUCAGAUCUGCCCAACCUACCCUGGAUAUGUAACAUCUAUAGAUGGCCCCCCAGCCAACAUAGAGGAACUUACUGAAAUCCACAAUAAGAUCACAAAGAGCACUCCUCCUCACUCCUGGGAAAACCCACAUACCCAUGCAUCAUCAGCCAUUAGGAGCAAAUGGUAUCGCAAUCUGUUUCAAAUCCAAAACACCCUUUUUCACAGCACAGUAGAGUACUUCCACAACAAAUGCAAGUAUUCAUACGCAUUGACGCCAAUCACAACUGACACGAUUUCCUCUCCAAUGGGCCUGGGGUCAGAUUCGGAGCCCGUGUUUGUCAACAUGUUGGGCCAAGAUGUGUAUCUUGCUGAUUCUAUGCAGUUUGUUUUAGAGUACUUCUUAAGGUUUCAGGAAGGUCUUCCUGGGGCUUACUAUGUGUCCCCCAGUUUCCGAGGGGAGGAUCCUGAUGCUACACAUCUCAACCAGUUCUACCAUGUUGAAUGUGAGCUACUUGGUGACAUGGAUGCUGCAAUACGUAUAGCUGAAUGCUAUGUUGCCCAUAUGACUCAAGCAAUGCUAAAAGAACACUCAAACAUUAUCCUUGAUGCAGCAGGUACACUAUCUCAUGUCCAUAAACUGCUCAAGAGUUUAAAAGAACCUCUUCCAAAAAUAACCUUGGACCAAGCCAUUCACAUAAUGCCUUCAUCUGACUGCCUUGAAUGGGUUCAAGAAGGACAACCCCAUUUUGGGAGAAAGCUAACACGUAAAGGAGAAAAGGUUCUAAUAGAGAAGUAUGGAGGUGCUGUUUGGCUAACAGAAAUGGAUCAUCUUGGAGUGCCCUUUUACCAAGCAUACGUUGAAGGUUCAGGACGAAGAAAAGCUAAGGCAGCAGACCUUCUCUUUGGAUUAGGGGAGACAGUGGGGCUUGGGGAACGUCACUCCACUCCUGAAAUAGUAAGAGAAGCAUUACAACAUCACGCAGUACAGGAAGAUUCAUACAAGUGGUACAUCAACAUGCGUCAAGUUAUCCCUCUUUCAACAAGUGGAUGGGGUAUGGGCACAGAGAGAUACCUAUGCUGGCUUCUCCAGCACAAUGAUGUCAGAGACAUGCAAAUUAUACCCAGACUAAAGGCCAAAAAGUACAUGCCUUAAAAGGACUUUGACAAACUUAGAACAAGACACUUGUUUUUGGAAAGCUAAAGGAGUAAAUAGCUUGACAUAUAUUGUAAUAAUGACAAACAUGCUCUUUAUUUUCAGCACGCACCAUUCAUUUUCAGCUUUGAUAUGAUUCCUGUGGCUAGUAAAACAACACAAAAUGUUAUAUUGUUAAAACGACUUGUAAUGACUCAAAUAAAAGUUUUGCAAUGACAUGAUUUUUAUGAUAGGUUAACAAAAGUUAUUUUUAUUAUAUUUUGGGCUGUCCUUAAUAUACAGUAUUGUUUCACUAUUUUGAGUAAACCAGUUUCUUCUAUGUUUGUGUUUUAACAGCUUUGUUCUGUCUUGGUUUAAAGAAAAAAAAAGUUUUCAAUGUUGAAAAUAUGUAUCAAAACACUCAGCUGUCUUAUGUUAUG